Messenger RNA from Dictyostelium discoideum AX4, 663 nucleotides. RefSeq lists its product as hypothetical. The coding region runs from base 1 to 663 and encodes 220 amino acids. Lineage: Eukaryota; Evosea; Eumycetozoa; Dictyosteliales; Dictyosteliaceae. The record is from RefSeq and is a predicted model, not a curated record. The transcript has 2 exons.
AUGGAAAAGUUUUGUAAAAUUUGGGAAGGUUGUGAUGUGUUUGUUAAUAUUCCUCCAUUAGAUUUUUCAACAAUUUUAUUAAGAAUGGAAGUUAAAAAUUUAAUUAAAGAAAUUCAUAAGUAUUUAAAUAAUAAUAAAAAUACUUCAAAAACUAUUUAUCUUCAUGGAAUUAGUGUUGGAACAUGUUAUAUUGGGUCAUUUAUUAAAAGUUUAAAUAGUUUUGAAAAUGGGAAAUAUAAAUAUAUAUUACCAAUGAUAAAAUCUAUUGUUUUGGAUAGUGGUAUGAUAAUUAAUGAAGCCGAAGUUUUUAGAGGACUUGCAAAAACAAUGAAAGAAAAAGGUGUAUUUGGUUAUAUUCUUGCUUCUAUAUUCCCAGUUUUUAAAUCAAAAUGGAGAUACUAUUGUAAAUAUGAUUUCCCACAUUUUUUAAGCAAUGAUUAUGGUUGGAAUUAUUUAGUAAUUAGUGGGGAAUAUGAUGAUUUCUUUCCAAAUACCUCUGAUUUGUUUGUUGAAUUAUUUAAAAACUCUGUUAAUAAUUCAAAUAGACAAAUACAAAGAAAAACUUUUGAUUCAAAACAUGCUCUUCAUUUUAAAAAUCACCCUGAAGAAUAUAAAAAAACUAUAAAUGACUUUAUAGCUUUGGGAAAUUGUUUAUAUUUAUAA